Messenger RNA from Pseudomyrmex gracilis, 474 nucleotides. RefSeq names its product forkhead box protein O-like. Bases 1 to 474 code for a protein of 157 amino acids. NCBI's taxonomy places the organism in Eukaryota, Metazoa, Arthropoda, Insecta, Hymenoptera, Formicidae. The transcript is spliced from 3 exons. The record is from RefSeq and is a predicted model, not a curated record.
AUGGCGCACCAGCCCUUCAAACCGGAAUUCUCGGAUCUCGAUUACGCGGACGUGGACUACAGGUCGUACGGGCCGAUUAACUAUAAGGCCGCCAGUAUCGCGCUUCUCCAAAAUCGGCAGCAGCAGCAGCAGCAGCAGCAGCAACAGCAACAACAACAAGCGCAACAGCAGCAGCGACUUUUGGAGAGGAGGCCGCAGAUGUACGGCCAUUUUCAUCCCGAGAUAUUUGUCAUUUUCUGUUUAACGCAGCCCUUCAAACCGGAAUUCUCGGAUCUCGAUUACGCGGACGUGGACUACAGGUCGUACGGGCCGAUUAACUAUAAGGCCGCCAGUAUCGCGCUUCUCCAAAAUCGGCAGCAGCAGCAGCAGCAGCAGCAGCAACAGCAACAACAACAAGCGCAACAGCAGCAGCGACUUUUGGAGAGGAGGCCGCAGAUGUACGGUGCUUCGGACGAUAACGAGGAAUUGCUUUAA